AUGAAGGAAAGACACAACAAUCUACAUAGGACCCUCAACAAACUCCAGGCACAAGGUUCCACACAAAGAAAAGGACUGCAUAGACAUCAUCAUGCCUCCAGGUGUUUGCUGCAUGUUUGCCUCAUACUGCUCUUCUCCACUGAAAUCUCGUCUCGGCUCUGUACCAUGCUUCACUUCCAGCAGAACAAAGUGAACAAAGAGAGCUUGGAGCUUCUGAAGAAAAUGAGUGGAAAUUUCCCUUCACAAUGCAUACAUGAAAGGGCAGCUUUCAAGCCCACCCAGGAAGUUUCCCAACUCUCACUGUUCCAGAAGGAGAAUGCCAAGGUGGCAAUCCAAGAGAUCCUCCAAGAGAUCUUCAACAUCUUUAGCAAAAACCUCACUCAAAGUACCUGGGAUGGGACUUCUAUAGUCAGGUUCCAAAAUGGACUUUACCAGCAAAUUCAGCGGCUGGAGGCAUGUUUGAGAGCACAGAUGGAGAAGGACUUAACCAACCCACAAAGUGAGGACCUCCAGCACACCAGUCGGAGAGUGAAACAAUACUUUCAGGGGACAGAUGCUUUCCUGAAAGAAAUGCAAUACAGCUUGUGUGCCUGGGAGACUAUUUGCAUGGAAAUACCCAGAUGUUUUGUACUGAUUGACAAACUCACUAGAAACCUUAGUAACUAA
This is a messenger RNA of Chelonoidis abingdonii (Abingdon island giant tortoise), 666 nucleotides long. RefSeq names its product interferon beta-like. The record is from RefSeq and is a predicted model, not a curated record. Gene Ontology annotation, molecular function: cytokine receptor binding. Gene Ontology annotation, cellular component: extracellular region. Gene Ontology annotation, biological process: defense response. Lineage: Eukaryota; Metazoa; Chordata; Testudines; Testudinidae.